UCAUUUUGCUAUUUUUUGAAUUAAUCAUUAGUUUGAAAAAUAUUAAAAAUAAAAAUGAUUUGAUAUCAUACCUCAAAGAAAAAGCCCUAAAAACACAUUUAGGUUUUUGGACGGGACCAGUUCGAUUCAAAUGAAGUUUGAAAACCCCUAAAAACAUAUCAAAAUCAUCUUUCUCAACGGUCAUAAUCCCUCUCCUCCUCCACGUUUAAAAAAACAACGCUCUCCUCCCUCUCUCUCCAACGUUUUCGAAUUCAAACUCUCUCUCUCUCUCUCUCUCUCUCUCUCUCCCCUCUCUCUAGAUUGCUUGUGAUCUUAGAACAAUGAGGACGAAGAACAAAAACACUGACAGCGCCGGCGAGUCUCGUUUUUUAGGAACCAUUUCGGCUUCUUCGCUCCGAAACCUCCUUCCCAGAUCCACUUCCACCAAGAAGAGCAAAUCCAUCUUCAAUCUUCGAAGCCCUAACUCCGAAAAUACUCCUCCACUCAGUCCCAACAUCCAGACCAAUCACCACGCUGGCGACGACUCCUCCGCUUCGCCAAUCAAGCCUGUACUCUCCGAUCUGUCCGAAUCUCAGAUCACAGAAUCGGACGGCCAGGAACAAGCGUCGGCUGCUCUUAACUCGCCAACGGUGAAGAGUGUGAUUGAUCGAUCCAACGGUCAGGGUGAACUCCUGCCACCUCUGGACCCAUCAGUGAAGGUUGUGGUGAGAAUUAGACCUACUAAAGAUGGUGCAAAUUGGGGAGAUCGGACAGUUAACAAGGUUUCUUCGCGCAGUUUGUCCGUUGGGGACCGUACAUUUUCAUUUGAUUCGGUUUUUGAUUCGAAAUCCGGACAGGAAGAUGUUUUUCAGAUGGUUGGUGUGCCUGUGGUUAAAAAUGCGUUAGCCGGUUACAAUACUUCCAUCUUGUCAUAUGGACAGAGCGGAAGUGGCAAGACAUACACGCUAUGGGGUCCGCCGAGUGCUAUGGUUGAGGAUGCCUCUCCUGGAAGUUGCCAAGGCAUUGUUCCACGCAUCUUCCAAAUGUUGUUUUCUGAGAUCCAGAAGGAGCAAGAGAACUCUGAAGGGAAACAGUUGAAUUACCAGUUCCGUUGUUCUUUUCUCGAGAUAUUUAAUGAACAAAUUGGAGAUUUACUUAAUCCAACCCUGCGGAACCUUGAGAUUAAGGAUGACCCCAAAAAUGGAUUUUAUGUUGAGAAUCUGACUGAGGAGUAUGUGACUAGCUAUGAGGAUGUGACACAAAUUUUGAUUAAGGGGCUUUCAAGUAGAAAAGUUGGAGCAACUAGCAUGAACUCCAAGAGCUCAAGGUCCCAUAUUGUUUGUACAUUCAUCAUCGAAUCCUGGUGUAAGGAGACCUCAUCCAAGUGCUUUGGUAGAUCAAAAACAAGCAGGAUGAGUUUUGUUGAUCUUGCUGGCCUGGAUAGAAAUAAAGGUGAUGAUGAUACAGGUAGAAAAUGUGCGAGGGAAGACAAAUAUGUAAAGAAGUCAUUGUCAAGACUUGGGCUUUUGGUAAAUACUCUUGCAGAAGCACCUCUGUCUGGAAAAUCUGAAGAUGUUCCAUAUAAGUCUUCCUGCUUAACGCAUUUACUGCGAGAAUCAAUUGGUGGCAACUCAAAACUUACUGUCAUAUGUGCAAUUUCCCCGGAUAACAAAAAUAAUGGUGAGAUACUGCAAACACUAAGGUUUGGAGAACGAGUGAAAUCUGUUAGGAAUGAACCAGUGAUAAAUGAAAUAACAGAGGAUGAUGUUAAUGAUCUGAGUGAUCAAAUUCGCCAGUUGAAGGAAGAACUUAUAAGAACAAAGUCUAGUGGAUCGCUUGUGAUUAAGAAUGGAUAUUUCCAAGGGAGAAAUGUACGUGAAAGCUUGAAUCAAUUGCGGGUGAGCCUGAAUCGAUCCUUGAUUUUACCCAGCAUAGAUAAUGAUUCUGAUGAAGAGGUAAAUAUGGAUGAACAUGAUGUAAGGGAACUACGUGAGCAGCUAGAUGAGCUGCAUAAUUCUUAUGAGGAGGAUAUUAGGGACAAUUCUGUCAGUGAAGAUUCUGAUCAGUUGCGUGGAAGUUGUGAUACAGACUCGAUAAGGGAACCUGACUUUCAUAGUUCAGACGAAAAAGAAAUCGACGUAUUUGAAGAAAUUGAUCUGGAAUUUUCUCAGAAUGAGCUUCCUCCUAAGGACAACAACAAAUUGGCAGAAAACCUUUCUCCUACCACCACCAGUCUAGAAAACAGAAGUGGUGUUUCAAUCAGUUUAUGCUGUCGGUCCCCACUCCUCCAAGACCCAACACUGUCUGAGUCUCCAAAAAUUGGAAAUGCACAAAGAAAGAGUGUCACUUUUGCACCAAGUUGUUCAGUUAGUCAGAACAAUGUACCAGACAAUUCCAAGUUCAAGUCAGAUGUAUUGAGACACUCACUUAACCAAAGUGAAAACAUCCAAUCCUCUUUGCGCUCAAGCAAGAAAUUUCCAGGCCCCACUGAGUCAUUGGCUGCCAGCCUCCAGAGGGGCUUGCAGAUAAUUGAUUCCCACCAGCAGAACUCCAAAUCAAGCAAAUCUGCAGUCUCGUUCUCCUUUGAGCAUUUGGCAUUGAAACCUGUUAAAGCUAAUUCUUCAUCUCAAACAUUACCAGAAACAAGGCCAUCCACAGAUGGGCCAUCUUCUUCGUUCCUUUGUGCAUCAUGUAAAAAAAUAGUGUAUAAAGAUGAUGCCAAUCUCCAGGAUAGCUUGAAAACAUGGACUGUAGUAGUUGAGGAUGGAUUAGAAGAAGCUAAAAAGGAGGAGCUUGAGAAUCGUUGCAAGGAGCAAGCAGCUAAAAUUGAGCAGUUAAAUCAACUGGUAGAGCAAUUCAAAAGUUGUGCAGAAAAUGGUAAAGAAAUGAUACCUUAUGAGGAGUUCAAAGACGGAAAGAAGCUUGUGAGGGGCAGUUCUGUUGAUAUUCACCAACCAGAGAUUAUAAAGGAGAAAUGUGAAAUACAGGAAGUUCAGACUCAGUUCGAUCUUGGGUAUGGGAAUGCAGAUUUUGAUAUGGGUGAGAAGGAAGUACUUCUUAAGGAAGUUCAGAUGUUAAGGGCCAAAUUGCAGUCACGCACUGAUGCAUUACCCAACAAGUCCACUGAGAGUCUGAGAUCCUCUUUAUUGUCACGAUCCAUGCAACUGCGAAAAAGUGGUGCAUUUCGAGAUAACAGCGAUGAAGAACUAGAGAAGGAAAGACAGAGAUGGACAGAAAUGGAGAGUGAUUGGAUUUCCUUAACUGAUGACUUGCGGAUAGAUCUUGAAUCCAUCCGUCGGCAAGCAGAGAAAGUGGAGAUGGAAUUGAAAUUGGAGAAGCAAAGCACUGAAGAGUUGGAUGACGCACUUCAUAGAUCUGUCCUUGGGCAUGCUCGCAUGGUUGAACACUAUGCUGAACUACAAGAUAAAUACAAUGACUUGGUUGCAAAGCACCGUGCAAUCAUGGCAGGAAUAGCAGAAGUGAAAAGGGCGGCAGCAAAGGCAGGAGCAAAAGGUCGUGGAUCUCGCUUUUCCAAAUCCCUGGCAACAGAGCUCUCAGUAUUGAGAGUGGAAAGGGAGAGGGAGAGGGAGCUUUUGAAGAAGGAGAACAAGAGUCUCAAGAUUCAACUGAGAGAUACUGCAGAAGCUGUUCAUGCUGCCGGAGAACUCCUUGUUAGGCUUAGGGAAGCUGAACAUUCAGCAUCAGUUGCAGAGGAGAAUUUUACGAAUGUGCAUCAAGAGAACGAAAAGUUGAAGAAGCAAAUGGAGAAGCUUAAAAGAAAACACAAGAUGGAGCUGAUCACCAUGAAGCAAUACAUGGCAGAGAGUAAACUGCCAGAGUCUGCUUUGCAACCACUAAACCGGGAGGACUCUGACAUUCCGCAGAACACAAUCGUAGAUGAUGAUCAGGCAUGGAGAGCAGAAUUCGGAGCCAUAUAUCAAGAACAUUACUGACUGCUCAAAUUUGGAAACCAAAAUGCAAUUUGGAAAAUUUUGGUCUGCUCACUGGCAGUGCAAAGCAUUCAACUACCGAUUUAUCUGGAUGAGACCCAACUUGGGUUCAUGCAGUAGACAACAGUAUUAUGAAUCCUUUUAUUUUCUUUUACUGUGUGCUUCAACAUAAACUUUAAAAUACAACAGUGUUAUGAAUUCAUUCUUUUAAUUUCAAUCCAUAUGAUUAAGGAAAUUUGUAAGCUUAUGUCUCGUAAAUUUAUUUAUCCCGUAUUAAAUACAAAAUAUCUUAUUCUAUUGUGUUUUCA
Molecule: messenger RNA, 4237 nt
Organism: Pyrus x bretschneideri (Chinese white pear)
Lineage: Eukaryota; Viridiplantae; Streptophyta; Magnoliopsida; Rosales; Rosaceae
Product: kinesin-like protein KIN-12F
Exons: 17
Coding region: 321-3932 (1203 amino acids)
Biological process (GO): microtubule-based movement
Molecular function (GO): microtubule binding; ATP binding; microtubule motor activity
Source: RefSeq, a predicted model, not a curated record